This is a messenger RNA of Haemonchus placei, 513 nucleotides long. NCBI's taxonomy places the organism in Eukaryota, Metazoa, Nematoda, Chromadorea, Rhabditida, Trichostrongylidae. The record is from the annotation of a GenBank genome assembly.
UGUGGUUUCGACGCGCCGGCGAAUGAAGCUUCGGAAAAACGUGAUGUGGUCAAAAUUGUAACAAAGGACGAUUGCGUUUUCCAUGUAUCUCGAGAUGUCAUCCAUAUGUCGAAGACCAUCAACACAAUGAUCAGUGAUCUCGGGGUUGACAGCAGCGACCCGAUCCCGAUAUGCAAUGUGAAUGGGGUUACCAUGAAAAAAGUGCUGGAUUGGUGUGCUUAUCACAAAAACGAUCCGCCGCUUGCUGACGACAAGAGCAAAACAGGGACUUCAGAAAUAAGUGCUUGGGACAAGCAGUUCUUCAGUGUCGAUCAGGAAACAGUGUUCGAAUUGAUUCUCGCAGCAAAUUACCUAGAUAUCAGUGGUCUGCUGGACGUCGCAUGUCGAGUGGUUGCCAACAUGAUUAAUGGGAAGACUCCUGAAGAAAUUCGCCGCACCUUCAACAUAAUCAACGACUUCAGUCCAGAGGAAGAGGCCCGAAUCCGUAAGGAGAACGCCUGGGUCGAGGAGUAA